AUGCUCGUUGGUUCGCCGGCAACAGGAAAAACUUCGGCAGUGAAAUGCCUUAUUCUUGCUCUCGAACUGCAACAAGCAGCAGCUGCCCUCACGGCGGAGCCACCGGCACCACUGACCGAGGGGAGCAACCAAGCCGGCGAUGAACCGUGUCUUCAAAGUGGCUUCAACAGAUCUCCAGAAAAUGUUCAGUGCACGGACGAAAAGGCUGAGCAGCGCCACAGCAACAACUUUGGCAAAAAUACUGAAAGCAGCAAAGGAGCUAGGUGUAUUGCUCAUCGCAUUUUCCCUAAGGCGCUCGAUGUUGAGGAGCUAUACGGCUCCCUGGACCCCACUACACGCGAGUGGAGGGGCGGUGCCUUGGAACAAGCGGGAUGGGUUGAAAAUCUAAAUACAGUGCUCGACGACAACAAGAAGCUGUGUCUGAGUAGCGGAGAGGUCAUACUGCUAUCGCCACAGACGGCGUUGCUCUUUGAAGUGACUGACUUGCGCUGCGCCUCACCGGCAACGGUUUCUCGAUGUGGAAUGGUCUAUAUUCAUCAGGACGUGCCUCAGUGGAAGAGUCUCUUGCAUUCUUGGAGCCGUUACUCGCCCACUGCAAAGCAGCUUGGCGAUGCCGUUGUGGAGGAUGUCGCGCAGACUAUUUGCGAGUGCUGCGAAAUCUGCAUUGCCUUUCUGGCCAAAUGCAACGGCGGGCCCCUUCGCAUGUCGCCUAGUUGGAUGGUCAUGAAUGUGCUGAGGCUGUUUGAUGCCCUUGUUGCCCAGAUUUUGGAGCCAGCGCAGCGAGGAGAAGGCUCGGUGGCCGAUCUGCUUGAACAGUCGCUGGAGGGAGCAUUGGUAUUUGCCUUGUUGUGGGGCACGGGUGGUGCGCUGCCCGCAUCUGAGCGGCCUGCCUUUGACGUGGCCUUUCGAAACCUACACAGUGGUCGUUUCGAUGUUUUGGAACAAAUGGGCCUCCUGACUGGCGGGCACAACUCCAGCACUGAAGACGUGGACCAAACACGGAGGCAGAAGCAAGCCCGACGUUUCAAUCAUCAUCUCCCUCCAACAGGAAGCUGCUUUGACGUAUUUUGGGACGUUCAGCAGAAGAAAUGGCACCCGUGGGCAUCUCUUCCCAUGCUUCCAGAUGUGCGAAAGGGUACUUCCAUGACGGCCGCCGCUUUGCAGCAUGUUCUCAUAGAAACACCCGAAACAGCUCUGCUCAACUACUUCUUAAACCUUGUUUCGGCUCCUGGAAAAGCUCCCUUCCUCUUAAUUGGAGAAGCAGGGGGCGGAAAAAGCAAGUGCAUGAUCCAAAUGCUACAGGGGAUGGCCGCGGAGAGCCAACAAAAAUUGAUUCAGCAACUGAAGAACCAGGAAGCGUCCGCUGCACAGCAGACACGGAAAGGCUUAUCAGCUGGAUCCGAGAGCUUGCCUGUUACAGCCAAUGGCAAGCCAGAUGCUUUUGCAUUUCUCGCUCUUUCCCUUACUGGCGCAGCAACCCCUAAUGCUGUACAGCAGUGGUUAGAAGGCAGAUUGGAGAAGUCCCACAGUGCGGGUCUGCGGCCUGUUGGUUUCCGACGUUGUGUCCUUUUGCUCGACGACGUCCACUUGCCUCCAACAGAAGAAUCAGGGGCGCAGCCGGUAGGCGAGCUUGUACGGCAGCUUCUGGAAUGCGGCGGGUGGAAUAAAGGGGGAGCGUGGAAGUUCCAGCCUGUUGAAGGGUUGACUCUAACAGCCACACGCCGCAUUCUACAGCAACAGCAGCAGCAUAAUGAGCGCCUGGCUAGGCACUUUUUCCCACUUACAGGGGCUCCAUAUUCGACGGAGUCCAUACAGACGAUUCUGAACCAGUUGCUGUUGAUCCGUUUUGACAGCUGCGCGGAUCCUGUAGUAGAAGGGUUGAAAAAGGUCUCCGCAUUAACUGCAAAUCUCUACAGACAGCUUCAGCAGCGGCUGCCUCUUCGGCCUUCUCGAUGGAUGCAACAGUGGACUCCACGGGACUGCUGGCGGGUUGUGCAAAGACUGGGAUUUCUGAAUCCUGUUGGCCUUCAAUCACAGCACCAGCUGCUUCGGUGCUGGCUCCACGAGGUGCGUAGGGUUUUUGAAGAUAGGACAGCCAAUACGCCUGACUUGGAGAUUCUCUCGGGAUCCAUCAGUGAUCUCUUAAGGGAAACGGCAGGCUUCACUCUAACGGACUUGGAUCCGCCCAAGGAAGGGCCCCUGCUCUUCGCAUUUCGAGAGCCUGAAGCUGCAGCCACGGCCGGAACAGGACAGACCUCAACAGCUGCAGAAGAUUGUAUAUUGGGGUCGCGAGUAUACGACCGCGUGACACCUGUAGAAGCACACCAGAUGUGCGCAGCUGCUCUUGAGCAAUAUACUCUGUUGCAUCCCAACAAGCCGCUGUCUUUGGUUCUCUUCCCUCAAGCUGUUGAACAUGCACUGAGAUGCAUGAACACAUUCCUUCAACCACAAGGCCACAUGCUGCUUCUGGGUGUUGGCGGGUCUGGACGCCGGUCGUGCGCUCGCCUUGCAGCAUUCCUAGCAGGUUUUGCAGUAGUAGAGCCUCACGGACUGUCUUAUCCUGUAGCUGUCAGUGAGUGGCAAGAAGACAUUAAGAGCACAAUUUUGGCUGCCGGGGUACUAAAAAAGCCGCAGCUUCUGCUGGUUCCGGCUGAGCACCUUACGCAUGACGAUAUCGCAGCACACGUUUGCACCAUGCUUCAAUUAAGGGAACUACCGGAUGUAUUCACCCCUGAUGAGAAGGUCAGCAACCGUUGA
Molecule: messenger RNA, 2757 nt
Organism: Eimeria mitis
Lineage: Eukaryota; Apicomplexa; Conoidasida; Eucoccidiorida; Eimeriidae
Exons: 4
Coding region: 1-2757 (918 amino acids)
Biological process (GO): microtubule-based movement
Cellular component (GO): dynein complex
Molecular function (GO): dynein light intermediate chain binding; minus-end-directed microtubule motor activity; dynein intermediate chain binding
Source: RefSeq, a predicted model, not a curated record